Molecule: messenger RNA, 1712 nt
Organism: Lethenteron reissneri (Far Eastern brook lamprey)
Lineage: Eukaryota; Metazoa; Chordata; Hyperoartia; Petromyzontiformes; Petromyzontidae
Gene: TALDO1
Product: transaldolase 1
Biological process (GO): carbohydrate metabolic process; pentose-phosphate shunt; pentose-phosphate shunt, non-oxidative branch
Cellular component (GO): cytoplasm; intracellular anatomical structure
Molecular function (GO): transaldolase activity
Source: RefSeq, a predicted model, not a curated record
AAAUCGCGCAGCGCGUUCGUGAGGGAGUUGCUUUUGCCUCUUUUUUCCCCAAUUAAUCUGCAAAGUAAUUAACCUUAAGGCAACUUUUCCCUCACAGCUCCCCCCCCUCCUUAUAUCGAGUGCGCGAUGUCGUCCGUUCUGGAUCAGCUGAAGACCUACACGGUGGUGGUGGCCGACACGGGCGACUUCAACGCCAUCGAUGAAUACAAGCCCCAGGAUGCGACCACCAACCCUUCGCUGCUGCUCGCAGCGGCGCAGAUGCCCGCGUACGAACACCUGCUGCAGGACGCGCAGGAGUACGGAUUCAGUCACGGCAGCUCUCCCGCUGAGCAGGUGACGAGCGCCAUCGACAAGCUGUUCGUCAACUUUGGCGUCGAAAUCCUGAAGAAGAUCCCCGGCAGGGUGUCCACCGAGGUGGAUGCCAGGUUGUCGUUCGACAGAGACGGGAUGGUGGCGAAGGCCCUCAAAUUCAUCGAGCUCUACAAGGAGGCGGGGGUGGACAAGGAGCGUGUGCUCAUCAAGCUGUCCUCCACGUGGGAGGGCAUCCAGGCCGGCCGCGUCCUGGAGCAGCAGCACGGCGUGCACUGCAACAUGACGCUGCUCUUCUCGUUUGCGCAAGCGGUGGCGUGCGCCGAGGCCGGGGUCACGCUCAUCUCGCCCUUCGUGGGGCGCAUCCUCGACUGGCACGUCGCCAACUCGGCGCAGAAGUCCUACGCCCCCGACGAAGACCCCGGCGUGAAGAGCGUCCGCAGCAUCUACAACUACUACAAGAAGUUCGGCUACAAGACGAUCGUGAUGGGCGCGUCGUUCCGCAACACGGGCGAGAUCCGCGCGCUCGCCGGCUGCGACUACCUCACCAUCGCCCCCAAGCUGCUGGCGGAGCUUCACGCCGACUCGCAGACGCUCGCGCCCCAGCUCUCCGCCAAAGAGGCCGAGUCCAUGGAGCAGACGAAGGUGAGCCUGGACGAGAAGGCCUUCCGCUGGCAACACAACGAGGACCAGAUGGCGGUCGAGAAGCUCUCGGAUGGCAUCCGCAAGUUUGCCGUCGAUUCCGCAAAGCUGGAGGCUGUGCUGAAGAAACGCAUGUUUGGAGCAACGGUUUGAAGGACGACUGCCAAACGUUGGAACAUCAUGGGGACCCGCUCGAGAAAUGAAACGAUUGAAAAACUUAGAUUUUUGAAAAAGCCUGUUCGGACUUUCAUUCCCCCCCGUGGCUUCUCUGACCAAAUGUUGCUUUCUUUUCGUUUUUUUUGGCACUUCCCAAGAAAUCGCUUUGCUGCGUGCGUGCGUUCUGCUGGAACCAGAUCCGUGCUCCGAUGCAUUCCUACGUUGUGAAAAGUUGUCCCUUGAAAAGAAACCCAAACCUUCUUUACGCCUCUUCAGUUCAAGGUAUUCGUCCAGAUUUCGUAUCUCAAACUGCCCCAGCCGCGUGGUUGAACGAAUUGACACUGGUCGAUUGAUUCGGUGGGUUUAGCGUGGCUGGUGUGGACCCCUCUGCUACAUUCCCCUCACAACCGCCCCACCCCCCCCGCUCUUCCUCGCCCCCCCCCCACCACCCCGGCGUCUGUGCCCCCCUCCAAAAACAAGUCUCGUAGAAUAGCGGCGAAGAAAAUCGAUUUUUACAUUUCAAGUUGCUCGACGCGCUCGCCCAACGGUUGAAAACGAAACGCCGCCUUUUGGAACGAAAUAAAAAGUUACCCGAUUUCAAAUUG